Molecule: messenger RNA, 3273 nt
Organism: Siniperca chuatsi (mandarin fish)
Lineage: Eukaryota; Metazoa; Chordata; Actinopteri; Centrarchiformes; Sinipercidae
Gene: dmbx1a
Product: diencephalon/mesencephalon homeobox 1a
Exons: 5
Coding region: 312-1487 (391 amino acids)
Biological process (GO): regulation of transcription by RNA polymerase II
Molecular function (GO): DNA-binding transcription factor activity, RNA polymerase II-specific; RNA polymerase II transcription regulatory region sequence-specific DNA binding
Source: RefSeq, a predicted model, not a curated record
GGCUCUCGCGCACCAGCAGAUGGCGGCUUCCCACUCCUGCGCGAGACGGCGAAUUCACCCCGAGAUAGGCAGGUGGAGCGCGAGCGGACGGACUUGAAGUGAAGCAACAGACUGGAUGAGUUUUACAUUGCCCCGACUUGUUAUCUCACUGUCGGACAAAAGGACGGAAAAAGAGGGCUUUAAAAAAGCAACACACGGCAGCUGAAAGAGCAGAAGAGAAACCCAAAGAAGAGGAAGAGCUCGGAUUGUCUGUGCUGUCUGGAAGUGACGGAAAAGACAGCUGUCCCUACCAGAGGCAGCGACCUCUCACCAUGCAGCACUACGGGGUGAACGGCUACUCUCUGCACGCCAUGAACUCCCUCAGCGCCAUGUAUAACCUGCACCAGCAGGCCGCGCAACAGGCGCAGCACGCGCCCGACUACCGGCCGUCCGUGCACGCGCUCACACUGGCAGAGAGACUAGCUGACAUCAUCCUGGAGGCUCGCUACGGCUCUCAGCACCGCAAACAGCGCCGGAGCCGCACGGCCUUCACCGCACAGCAGCUGGAAGCGCUGGAGAAGACUUUCCAGAAGACCCACUACCCGGAUGUGGUAAUGAGGGAGCGGCUGGCCAUGUGCACCAACCUGCCCGAGGCCCGUGUGCAGGUUUGGUUCAAAAACCGCAGAGCCAAGUUCCGUAAGAAGCAGCGUAGCCUCCAGAAGGAGCAGCUUCAGAAGCAGAAGGAGACUUCAGGGGAAGGAGGAAGCGAGAAGGAGGACACACCUCCAUCCACAACUAUCCUUCCUGACACCCAGCUGCCUCCUUCAUCCUCCUCCUCCUCCUCCUCCUCUUCUCUGGAGACAGAGGGCCCCGUAGUCAGGCCUGUACCGCUGGACAUGGAGCUGAACGUCACGUCAGCAGAACACUCUGGCAGCGAGUCGGCGACAGAGGAUAAUGCCACAGAUAAGGAGGACGAGAGUAAAUCUCAGAGUGAGGAGAUGAGGUGUGAGAGAGCAGUGACACCUGGGGACGUCUCUCCAGUUUGCAAAAGACUCAGCCCUAAACCAGACUCUCCCCUGGUCUCUCCGUCCGUGACCCCCUCCUCCUCCAGCAGUGGCCUGGCCAGCAGUGGUCCUCUCUCUCAGAGCCACUCUUACUCUUCCUCCCCUCUCAGCUUGUUUCGCCUGCAGGAGCAGUUCCGCCAGCACAUGGCUGCCACCAACAACCUGGUGCACUACCCUGCCUUUGACCUCGCUGCCCCAUCUUCACUCCCCUACCUGGGAAUGAAUGUUAACAUGCCCCCCACGCCGCUGGGCUCUCUGCCCUGCCAGUCUUACUACCAGUCCCUGUCCCAUCACGCCCAGCAGGUGUGGAACAGCCCGCUGCUGCAGGCGUCGGCUGCAGGCGGCCUCACCAGCCACAACAACAAGACCACCAGCAUUGAAAACCUGCGUCUGAGGGCCAAACAGCACGCUGCCUCGCUGGGACUGGACACAAUGUCUAACUGAGAAUCAGAUCGUAUGGAGGACAAUGUCAGCUAGGCCAGAGCCUCAGCCUGCACAUCACCCCAUCCUACUGCGUGUCUGUGUGACUGUGAUAGUUCUUUAGGAACCGUAUACUGAGUAGAUGGGCACAGGACAUGCAGAGAUGUCCAAAAAUAAAACAUGCCAACAUGCACUGGACCUACAGAUCUUCAUUUAACAGCUUUUUAAGACAGACCACACUUACGCAGCUUUUUUGACUCCUCUAAGCUUCCGUUGCAGCUCAAGAUCCAAAAGUAUAACCUCGGGAAAAGAAAACCCACAAGAUACUGAACACUGCUUGAAUAAUGCGACGGAUCAAGUGAAUGUUCCGACUCAGAGGACAGUGAACGUGUUUCUGACUCAUUUGAUGAUGUUUCCAACCGACAUGUAAUGCUGGACCUUCUUAACAUCUGAAAUAAUAAAAAAAAAGAACAACUGAAAAUGAUGUACACAGCUGAUGAUGGAUGCACUCAGUUUAAAAGACAAUGCAAAUACUGUUUACAAGGAUAAUGUGAAUAAAUGAGGCACUUUUGAAGGAAUUAGGCUCAUUGGCCAGGAGGAAAAAGGUAUCGCUCAAGCAGCAAAGAGACCAUUGCUGUCACAGGACUAUUGACGUUUCAAUUAAGCAGCACGGUUAUGUACAUAGCAUGUACUACAUAACAGCACAUAAAUAAAAAUAAACUUCAAGCCAUGUUGUCCUCAACAGCAUAAUUAAAAGUGACUAAUUUACCAGUUUAAUGGCCAGUAAUAUGCCACUUUGUACAGAGGCUGGCUUGAUAAUGAGAAAAUGAUUUCAGUGACUAAAUUCUCAAAGCUUUUAAUUACAUUUUGCCCUGGGCUGAGGGAGCUGGGGCAAAUGCAAUUAUGAACAUGCAUAACAUUUAAGACCGCCUUUAUAAAUUAAAAAGGUCUGUGCACUAAAACGGUAAAUUAAGGUCACAACAUGACUGACAUCAGUUUACCAUGAGUUGAUCUAUUUCCUUUGGAUACGAAAUGAUAUGGUAAACAAAUUUGGACUUUUGGAAAAAUGUCUUGACUCAUAUUCUCGCCUUAAUAUUCUCUUGAGGAAACAUGCAGCUUUUCACUGAAAGUCCGACUGACUGUUAGCACUUGAUGAGGAGAAUCACACGCGUCCCUGAUGUUUUCUGUUAAUGUGUUCUGGAAGCUAAUGUCUGCAUAUGAAAAAAAUGCACAUUAUUUUAGUAUGUAAAAUACAAAAAAGUCUAUCUAUUAAUGUUUACUGGUACGGUAAUUGUAAAGUUCCUAUUAUGUUGUAUAAUUGAUAAUGGACUCUGUCUCAGAUAAAAUUCCUUUAGCUGUCAGAUUGUAAGAUUGUAUUUGCUGAGCUCACCGGCAGCCCCGUCGACCCCUCCUCUCCUGGUUGUCUGUGUAACGGUCCUGGGUUGAAUUAAUAUUUUAAAUGUGUUCACUUUCUUCUCUGGAUUUGGCUAGAAAAAUUAAAUAAAUUUGGAUUGCGGGAAAACUGAAAACAUCUGUAUUUUGCAAUCCAGACAGAAAAGUGAAUAACUGACCCGAGUCCUCUGUGUACUGCUGUCUCUCUAUUGACUCUAUUUGAAUUCUGUUGUGGCUGUUAUUCUAAUGCUGUCCCCCCCCCCACUGUCUCUGUCAAACUACUUGGUCCAGUGGUAGAUAGAUUUAUAAUGGUGGAGGAGAGAGUGAGCGGACCAUCAGCAGUGUUGUUUCCUUUACUCCUCCCUAACAAUGUAGACUUGUUGUUGUAAAAUAAUCGCAAAUAAAAACAUUGCUUGGA